Podarcis lilfordi (Lilford's wall lizard) is the source of this 28905-nucleotide messenger RNA. The record is from the annotation of a GenBank genome assembly. Lineage: Eukaryota; Metazoa; Chordata; Lepidosauria; Squamata; Lacertidae.
ACACACAGCCUGUCCCACGAAAUGAUGCCGCGCAGCUGUCGGGGAGUUGGCAACGUGUCCGGCUGCCGCUUCUCUCAAACCUGCUGCGCUUCUUCGGUCUUACUCCGGAGGUGCCUUAAUGCGGGAGAAGCGGGGGGCGGAAAGCAAGACGAGCGACAACUUCAAGGCGUACAGGACUAGGCGCCGCCUGUUGGUCUCUCUCUCCCCCCCCCCCGCCCCCAGUAAGGAGGAAAUGCAUGAAGGGGAGGGGAGCUGGGACCUUUCCUCUUGCUUGUUCAACAAAAAAAGAAAGAGCAAGCCAGCAACUGGUAGCACUUCAGAGGCAGGACCUAAACUAACGCAACUCUCCCCAGCUUCCUCUCUUAUGGAGCACGAUUGUAGAACCAAAGGAGACUGAUGCUGUGGAGCCAAGAAAGCUGCCCGCCCGCUCGUGGGGGCGGGAGGCUCUUACUGAGCUCUCAUCUUCCCAACAAAGAUCGCCUGUGACUUUUUCUGGCUGCUGCUUUAAAGCUAAGGGGUGAAAAGGGGCGGCGGAGAAGACAGGCGGAGAGGAAGAGAAAACAGACAAGAAGUGAACUUUUGACAGACUGGGAAAGGGGUCGAGAGAGGCGUGCGGGUUGCUCCGAGCAGCACAGGGACCCCCGAGGAACGCGGGCGAGAUGGGGAUGUUUCUGGGCCCCUUGUGAAAUGUUUUUGCAGGCCCCCUUUCCCGCUUUGCAUCCUCAGCUUAUGUAGUGGCCAUGAACCGGCCGAUGGACCAGGAGAUGAUCGAGCUGAAGAACUUGGGGCUGGAGAAGCAGCUCGACCUGACGCGGGGCCCGCGAGGCACGUCUGAACGUCCCGUCCGGCUGGAGCGGGCCAACGCCCUGAGGAUUUCUCCGGGGAAAGUGCCCGAGAUCUUGAGCCGCGUGCGCCAGAUCCGACUCCUGGGCGGCCAGAGCGACCCCAAACUGACUGAGGAGCUGGGCGAGGGGCAUGUCUUCAAGCCCUGCGCGCAAAGCCAGUCGACCUGGUGUGAUCUGUGCGGGGAAUUCAUCUGGGGCGUGUACAAGAAGCGUCUGCAGUGCAUCCGUGAGUACCGGCCUCCAGCCGCACGUGGCGGCAUUUGCCAGGCCGCUUUGCAUCCUCGCAGGAGGUUCUGGGAGAAGCAGGAGGGCAAGGUAGCGUUCGGUUCAGGGAGCAUAAAUUUGAAAAGAAAUGGAAGAGAAAUAGGAGUAAUAAAAGUAAACUAAGUAGCCCAGGAUGAUGUAGCCCUGUCUGGCUUCCAUUACAGGUAGAAAUUCAACUGGGAUAGCUUCUCCAUCACUUCUCUCACUGCUGAAAGAAGCUGUAUACUGCUUGUCCUGCAGCUAUUAAAAGUCAGAAGAGCGCUUUAAUAAGAAAGGAGACAAGCCUAUGGCACACAGAGGGAAAGGAUAGGUAAAGGACGUAUUUUGUAUUGGCACAAGGGCUGCUUGAGAACGGUUUGCUUUGGAAAGUUUUUAAGUUUUGGAGGAAUUGGGGUUUGGAGCUAAAGAAACAUACAUAAUUAUUCUGGUAGCUUGUUUGGAUUUGGGUGAAAGUAUGCACAGAAUUGCAGCUUUAAGCAAAUGGUGGAGCUUAAAGGAGACCCUGAGGUCACACCCACACUAUGCAUUUGAAGUAUAUGGCUUCCCCAGAUAAAACUGGGAUCCAUAGUUUCUUGAGGGUGUUGGGAAUUGUAGCUCUGUGAAGGGUGAACUACAGUUCCCAAUAUUCUUUGAGGAAGCCAUGUGCUUUAAAUAGAUGGUUUGGAUAUGACCUUAGACAGUGUUCUAUGCCAGUGAAUGUUCUCACAUACAGUAUUGUAUUCCCAUACCAUUUGAGCAUGUGAAGUCCUAUGCAGAUUUACAAUGUGUAAAAUGCGCAUGCCAUCAUGAGUGACGGCUCUCUCAAUGUCUGUUAUACUGCUGCAAUGCUUGCUUAACAGUAACUGAAUGAAUCAAAAUCUAAUUCAGUAAUGCCAAGCAACAUGCUCAUACUUUUCUACCAUUUUGAUUAUCUGGAUCAUAUUUUGAUUUAGGAGUAGGUAUGUGCAGACCGUAGGAGAAAUUGGAGUCCCCUUCUCUUUCUUCAUUUGUUACUGAUUAACACAGGCCAGAACUACCUCUGUUUAAGAGCAACUCAGAACAUCUCAAAUGAAUGUUUGCUACAGUCUAAUCAGCAGCCCACAAUCAUCAUAUUGUGGUGGUACCAUCUAAGCUCCGGCUAUAUAAAUUCUCACAUGUACUCUGAAGAGCAGGAGUAGUUUUUAAGACUCUCAGAAUUCUUCUUUAAAGGGGCACAAGAUGGACUAAAAAAAAGGGUAAGGGGGUGGGAAUGAUUAGAGGUCUCAGACACCAGCAGCCUGCAUUUUCCCAUGCAUGAAAAGGGCUUCCACAAUUCUUUCACUUGUUUCUGAAACAUUGUUCUACAUGGACUUGAAGCUGGUUCACACGUGUGUGUGUGUGUGUGUGUUUCACCAUCAUCUGAUUAUUUGCACCUAAACACAAUAACUCCCACAUUGAAAAUAUUGUUUGUGUUGAAGUGAGAUGAUCCACUGUGGAUGUUUAACUAUAAGCAUUACCAUGGGUGAUAACGAACAUAAAUAUGUGAAUGAACACGCUGUCACAGUUGUUCCCAGUUGGGGGGCUGAAGAAGACCAAAGGGGUUACGGUCCCAAAUUAUGAUGGUUAAGGACAGCAUUCAGCCAAGGAAAGCCAUCAGUUCUUGUGGCAUAAUUGAAACUAUGAAUUUAGAAACUUCUCCAAUGGCCUAGGGCCUAGCCCUAGGCAAUCAACAAGUAGUACCCUGGGGGGUCUCCUUAAAGCUAUUGCAUAUUGUUUAUCAGAGGACAUGUAGGGAAACUAGGUUAACUGAAUGAGGUUUGCUUGGGCCAGAGAUGACUCAGUAUCUGUUUUUCCUUCCUCUCUGCCACUGAAUCAUUCCAUGUUGAGAAAAUGCUUGUGGGAGUAUGUGUAUGUUCAUGAAAGCAGGUGUGGCAUGGCCAUAUCCAAUAUUAUUCACUUAAAUCCCCUAUUUUUAAGUCCAGCAGUGAAGUCCUGUUUGGUUGGGUGCUUGGGAGAGCUUUGGUGUUCUUGUCAACUGCAUGUGUAUUCCGUUCCUCUGCUGGCUUAUAGUGUCAGAGUUGAUUUAUUGCUAAGCGGUGACUACUGAUGCUGCAUGUAAAAGGAUGUUCCAUGUCAAAAAGAAAACUGGGUCUUUGAAAUCAGCUAGGUUCACCAGCUUCCUUUAUUCCAAUGGAUUGGAAUUCCUGCCAACCCCGUUUUCCAAAAGGAUAAUUAUGUGAUAACAGUGCUGUAUUGUGCACCAAAGUUGCAUGUGUGAAAGCCAGGGAAAGCUCUGCUACACCUUUCAUUGGGGCAUACACAGAGAUAUUGUGUUUGUGUGUGUGCUUGCAGGAUGCUGAACAACAGCUGUUUUAUUUCUCUUGUUCUGAUAGGCCAGGACCCAGAUGAUCCUGAUUUGUGGCUGCUUAUUUUAAUGACAGCCUAUGUGAAUAUGUGAAAAACUCAGCACUUCCUGCCCAAAGUUUGUGCAUGUUUGUGGAGCAUCAAGGGCUGGGAAGGCUGCCCCUGUUGAAUUUCUACCUGAUAAGCAGCUGUUGCCGGCAUAGAGGCUUGUUCCAGAAAAAAAAAGAUGGCAUAGCUUCUGUCUUGUUAAUCUAUUGUACAUAGUAAGUCUUCUGAGCAGGAACAGUAUCAUAUGUGCAGUCUUCUUAGGACUUGGACUUGCUUCUAAGCUUAGUCUGUACCAAGCACAAAGAAUGGCUGAGAGUAAUUUGAUUGGCCUACCCUCAGUGUUCCCAUCCUUUCAGCAACUGUAGCUGAAAGGAUGUGGCUGCUCUAAACACAGUGGGUGUGAUUUGCGAAGAGCUCCUUAACUGUGCCUCAUAGCAGGCUUUGUAUCCCUGAGCCUAUCUUUGUCUGUACAGUAUCUUUGUCUCUGGCUGCCAUACACCCUGAGAACUUCAUUUGUUUUACCCUGUUUGUUCCAGCCACUUUCUCAAAUUGCUACCAUGUCCUCUGCCUUGUGUCCUUACAUUUGAUUCUCCCAUAAUUUACACUAAUCCUGCAAGAUUGUCUAUUGACUAACAGUUUUGUAUAAUGUCUAGCACACUGUUAAUGCUGAAUAAUGUUUAGUAGACUUAGCAAGGAAAACUGUAACAAACUUGUCGCAUCCUACAAAAUGUCAUAUAAAUUGGACCUAAAAACAGAAUUGUUACACUUUGAACGCUUAAUUUUUUCUUGCACCUUUGCUAACCUUGAUUGCUUGUUAAAAACAAUUGAUUUGAGAUGCAGAGGGCUAGAGACAAAUUCUUGCAAGAAUAGUGAUGGCAUGGAAUACUUUGGAGUACUACAUCCUAAUUGUAUAAGGCAGUCCUUCAGUCAAGAGCAGUUCUGAUUCUAGAAUUCAGGUAGGAUUAACAGUUUGGCAUUAAUUGCUCCAUAUAAAUUAGAGCUCUGGUGUUAGUGUUUCAUUUUAAGUCUAAUCCGUUACUGAUUACAAUUAAAGAUAUUUACAGUAUUGAGAGAAAUUAUUCCAGAGUAAUUAAUCCAGAAUAAAAUUGUGCACCUUAAUGAAUGGGAUAAAAGUAGGAUAAUGGAAGUGCAUUCUCCUAAUGCCUGUAAAGCAGAGCAGAUGUCACUAGAGGGUGUCAGAGUGUUUAAAAGUUAUUUUCCCUCGAAAAGAACAGGCAAAGAGACAAAUCAGAAAUAAAUCUAACAGUUUGCAGUGCGGAAUUGGGCUUCACUGGCUUAGAAUAAUGAAAUUGCUAACGGCAUUUCUCCUGCUGAGGAGCUUCAUUUUAAAAAAAAAAAAAUUGAAAAAUCAUGGUGGCAACUCUUAUACUUGCCUGUAAAAGGACUGCUUUCUGCUGCUCAGUACUUGCACUGGUGCAAGACAAUUGGCAACUGCUAGAACCCUGAGAUAGAAUUACCAUUUCUCUGUGGUUUCAUGUUGUUCAGUAUGAUUCUUCUUUGUCCUCAGUCCUGUGAUGUUUGUGGCUAGUGGCUUGCCCACUGCUUGAUGCUGAUACUUUUGGUCAAGGCCCUAAAGUCUAAACUCAUUAAAUUAUAUUUGCCUUCUGGCCUAAGAGACUUGAAGACACAGAUUGCUUUCACUUUUCAUUAUUUUCUUCACUAUCUUAGAGCCAAAACAUAACCACGAUUCUAUUUUCAGUGGGCAGAAUGUAUAAAACCUAAGAGUUUACUGUUGUGCAAUAAGAAUAUGUGCUGCUAUAAAUUGUGGAAAAUAAAGAUGGGUUUUGCAAAAUAUGUAGGUGAGAAAGAUAUUAAUUCACUAAUCUUUAUGAUUUUUAGGUGGAGCCAGUUACUUUGCAGCUCUUGAUCUCUGCCAUUUUAGUGAUUCAUCAAAGAAUAAAUCUGCCCAGUUACUGCUCCACAGAUAAAAGCAGCAUUACAUAUACUGAGGUAGUUGAACAGGCAUAUGUAUUCAACAGUUGACAGAGUCAGUCUAAAAAUAAGUGCAUGAUGGUUAUGGACUCUGGAGAGAGUAAUGGACUCCAGAGUGAUUUGCCUAAAUACAGUACUAAAUUCCACAACUGCCAUCAUCCCUGGCCCUUACUCAUGCUUGCUAGGGCUCUUGGGGGUUGUAGUUCAGCAACUUCUGGAGGGCCAAUAAUUCCCCAGCCCUGCCCUAUUAGAGCAAAUCCAGUUGGAAUAAGAAUGGCUUUUUGCAGUUUGGAAAGUGAUGGGAUUGAAAAGUGUGGGAUGGGUUAAUAAUUAAUGAGAAGAUGUAUAAACACCCACAAGCAGAUCAGGACGAAUGGAGGAUGAAUACUUGUUGUACAACUGCCCUGCAAACAAAUCGGAAUGAAUGUUCAAUAAAGACUAGAUAUACUAAUCUGACCUCCAUGUGAGCUUUGUGUAAUAAGAAAAUCAGGAAGAUUGCUCAAUAAACCAGUUGUCUGGACUGUAGAGGUAUUCUGCGUUCUUUCUAGAGAAAUAAUUGCAUUUCUCCAGCAACUUAAUUGAGUGUUUGAAUGCUUGGAAAGCACAGUUCCUCUGUAACAAAAGGUGCUUGCUGCAGGAAUGAAAUUUGGAUGGUGCUCAGCUGUUUAGUAAAAGCUGUGCUGUUUCUGCAUGAAAACGACAUCUGAUAAUUGCAGCAGACAAAAGGCUCCAAUCUACACAUAGCAUAAUGAUUAAUCAAGUCCUGCUUAAAUUGCAGAUACAGAAAGGUUUUGCAUUUACAAUGUUGUCUCUUAUUACAACAUAGAGAAAUCAGGUGUUUUUUUUUAAGUCCCCAGGCAGAGACUGGAAAUAUUUCUGAGGACAUGCAUUCUCGCAAUAAAUAUAUGAGCAUGCUUUGUUUGAUUUCCAGAAAUUUCUGCCAUAUUUUUUCCUAGUCUGUUUCCAUAGUGUUGCUGAACAUGUAUCUUCUCUGAAAAGUGUGUUGGUCUUUCCAUGUUAUAACUGAAGACAUCUUGCAAAUGUGUGUGCUGGUGUCUUUUUUACUUCCUUUUUCUUUUUAAGGCAGCAUACUUAGAAAGCAUAUUUGAAACCCCUAAUCCUUCUACCAUUUUUUGCUUGUGUUGCCUGAUGAGGCCACAAGAAAAAAGGGGGACUUGGAGAAGGCCAUUUGUGUGGAUGUUCUGUUAUCUUUCUGUUUUGCCCAGUACAAGGCCAUCUAGAUUGUCUGAGGCCUAAGGGAGCAAGGCACUCCCUAUGCUGAGGGUGACAUUGUGCCUCGACACUAUGUGAGUGGCAUUAAGCAUUCCUCUCACGUGAGCACAUAUCCUAUGCAGCAGAUUCAGUCCAUCCAAGCAGAAAAUAAUCAGUGCAGGCUGCCUCUUAAAAUGAGGCCUUUAUCCUGGCAGGCGGCAGAGUGGCUGCCAUGGAAAGGUGAUGCCUUGGGACAGAGGCUCUUUCAUGCCUCUUCCUUUGAAGAGAGUGGGGAGGGGAGGGGUAAUUUUCUGGUCUGUCUUUCUGCCAAGAGGAUACAAUGGCUAUGCAUUAAAGCAAUGCCCUGGAGAUGAGAGGCCAGCAUUGCAUAUUAAGCGCAAAAGACAGAAAAGUUUAAAAUGAAGAUUCUAGAGAUAGUAAAAACGAAGUGUUGACCAUGAUUCUGGUGUGAUCAGGCAGAGGUUAGAUAAGCUUUCCUUUUGUGGGGUGAGAGGAGAAGAAAGGCAAGAAAGAAGUCUGCCUUCAAUACAGUGGUACCUCGGUUUUCGAGCAUCUCGGAAGCCAAACAUUUCAGUUUUCGAACACGCCUCAGAAGUCGAACAGCUUCUGCUGAGGUUUUUUUCCCAAUUUUCUCCAUUGACUUUGCAGACCACCCUUUGCGCUUCGGUUGUCGAAUGUUUCGGAAAUCGGAUGGUCUUCCAGAACGGAUUACAUUUGGCAUACGAAGUACAGUGGUACCUCGGGUUAAGAACUUAAUUCAUUCUGGAGGUCUGUUCUUAACCUGAAACCAUUCUUAACCUGAGGUACCACUUUAGCUAAUGGGGCCUUCCGCUGCCGCUGCGCUGCCGCCACUGUGCGAUUUCUGUUCUCAUCCUGAAGCAAAGUUCUUAACCCAAGGUACUAUUUCUGGGUUAGUGGAGUCUAUAAACUGAAGCAUCUGUAACCUGAGGUACCACUAUACCACUGUACAGUGGUACCUCUGGUUGCAAAUGGGAUCCGUUCCGGAGGCCCGUUUGCAACAUGCGCAUGUGCGUGACGUCAUUUUGCACGUCUGUGCAUGCACGAGUGGCGAAACCCGGAAGUAACCCUUUCUGGUACUUCUAGGUCGCUGCGGGACGCAACCUGAAAACGCUCAACCUGAAGCAAAUGUAAAUGAGGUAUGACUACUAGCCUAUCUCACAAUAUAUUUCAGUGCUUAGAGUAAGCCUUUUCCUGAGAAUUAGGAAAAAGGAGGUCCUGAGCAGUUUGAAACCUAAUUGACAUAUUGCUACUGAGAUUUGAGUACCAUCUCCUCCCACCCCUUCCUGCUUAAUCAUACUUGCAAAGGUUGUGUGAUGUGCAGCAAUAGCCUAUUUGCUCUCCCCCACACACUGGAGUUCUGACAUGUGGUGCGUUUCCUUGCGCAGACUAAACCUGUGGGUUCCUUUUCUUCCUGAGCUUUGUCUCUCCCCCCCCCCUUGCCUUACGGACUCUCUUCUUUUUAUUUUCCUUAGACUGUAAGUUCAUCUGUCAUUACCGAUGCCGCACCCUUAUCCGGCUAGACUGCAGUGGCCCCAGAUAUGAAGACAGUGAACAGAAUGAAGGCAAUGAGCAGACAGUGGAAAAAGACACCAACGUGGUAAGAAAAUAGCUGACAGUCAUAUGCUAGAGUUGCCAUACAUCCAGAAUUUCCGGGACAUGCCUGGAGGAUUUUUAAUUUUUUUUUUUUAAAGUCUGGGGUUGUGUUUUUUGUUUUUGGCGCUCUGAGGGCACUGGCUGAGCAGUGGCGCUGUCACAAAAAGAAGGGGUAGCCAUGGCGCUGUUACUUCUGGCGGCCCUCUGUACGUCUCUCCUCAUCCCCCCCUCGGCGGCCUCCAGGCUGGAGUCCCUGCAGGCCCCGCAGCCACAGAGCCACUGAAGCGCCUGGCCUGCACCACUUCUCCAGAGGCAGUGGAGGCCAGUCACAACCUGUGGAAGGCCAGCCUGUACUGCUUUUUCAGAGGUGGCAAAGGCCAACUGCAGCCUGGGGAAGGCCGGCCUGGCUUUCCAGGAGGAGUGCCCAGGUGAAAAGACAGCAGGAGGUCGAAGACAGUGAAGGUAAGAGAGGGGAUGGAAGGAGGUGGCAAGCGGGGGGAGGGCAAAGAAGGGGUCAGCAACAGGGAGGGGGUAAGCAAUGGAGAUGCAGGAUGGGGGGGUCCCCCGAAUGUGGGGGGGGUCUGGAUUUUUGGUCUUUGGAAUAUGGCAACCCUAUCAUACAUGGGGCUGUAAAAAUGCAAAUAGCUUCUUUGCACUGAAGAAAAUACAUCUGGAAUAGUCAGAAACACACCUUUACAAGAACUUGAAUGCUCACACAAAUGCUGCAAGUUGUGCCAGCCCAACCAUUAGGCAUGAUGAGGUGACUGUCAUAGGCAGCUGAUAUGGGAUGGCAUGAAAGAGCAGCAAACAGUUAGUUAGUUAGUUCUGUUGGAGAGAUGGAGAAGUUCGAGAAUAACUUGGUUGGCCUUGGUACUAUGAACCAUGGCUUUGGGGUAGGGGAGACACUAUUUGCUGAAUUGGCAAGGUGGUUUUUAUGUUCAUUUGUAACUUUUGUACCAAAUUAACACGCUAGAUGUCAUUUUGAGGCUGGAAUAGCCAGAACUACAAACUAUACUUCCUUUCUUUUUAUAGUGGGUGAGGAACUUCUUUUGGCUCAAGGGCUGCAUUCCCUCCUGUGCAGCUUUCCAGGGACUGUGCACCACUGGUGGACAGGGCUUAGCAGCAAGAAGUCAGUGGGGCAAUAAAUGUGACUUCUCCAUUGUACAGUAGGCUAUAUUCCAGCCAUGCAAAAUUCAGGAACGGGCACACCCCUCUCCAUCCAGACAAGCAAGGUGCAUUAUUACACUGCAAGGACACAUUCCAGCCUAGCAAAAGCACUCAAGGAGGAUGCAGAGCAGUGCCAGUGAAGGGCGUGGCCUUUGGCGGGUAUGCGGCCAAGUGAGAUUUCCAAGGGUCCUGUAUUUGGCCCCUGGGCCUGAAGUUCCCCACCUGUGUUCUAUAAUACCUUUUGUUCUUGGGACUCAUAGAUUUGCCAGACUUGGUGUGAUAUUUGUCUGGUGCUCCCCAAAAUGUAUAUAGGAAUAUGUCUGAAAGGAUAGUGUUUGCAGACAAGCUUAUUAAAAUCAGGGGUCCUUUUUGAUGGUUUUCAACUGAUAACUAAACAUGUUGCAGAUUACCCUUCAGAUUGCAGCUGCCUGUAAUGAGGAAGAGACACACACACAAAGUGGAUUUUUGAUGCAGUAUACAAGUAUGAAAAUCCUAAUAUGUUCAGGAGCUCCCUACACUCACUUCUGUUCCUUCACAUGGCUAGGUUUUCUCUUAUCUUCACUCAUAUUUAGCAUAGCACUAGGCAUACUAUAAAUUAUGGAGGGUUUAUCCCUGGCUGUCUUAUCUGCUUAAGAGAAUUUUGCUGCUGCCAUAUGUGGGAAGCCUCUGGUACCUCUCGAUAAAUGCAGCCAUCAGCUUGCAUUUUCAAAACAAGACAAGAUUUAGCAGAAGAAGGGAGGGGUCCACAGAUUUCAUCAUGGUUCUGACAGAUCCAAUUCCAUCCUGUUAUUGGCAGAGCUGCUUGCUGCAGCUGGGGCUAGAUGUUGCUAUCAUGUCCCAGGGGCAGGGAGGGCUGAAAGGGCAGGUACUUAGAGAUGCAAGGCCAUCAGCCCAGCUGGCAUUGCUCGUUGCCAAUUAACAUUUUGCCACGUGCUGGACUAAACACUUCUGCCAUGGAACUACAUUGCUUAGCAACAGCUUUUGCAAGCUAUUCCCAGGACAGACAGAAACAGACAGACAUGCACGUACAAGGGAAUUGGGUGGGGGAGGAAUCCCUGAUUUUUGGCUCAAAGUGUCAUCUCUUCAAUGUUCUUCCAUCUCGUUGACCUCUUAAUACAAACAUAGAGUUGGAAAGGACCUUGAGAUUCAUCUAGUCCAACUCCUUGCAAUGCAUGAAUCUCAACUAAAGCAUCCAUGACAGAUGGCAAUCCAGCCUCUGCUUAAUAACCUCCAAUGAAAGAGAAUCCACCAUCUUCCACUGUUGAACAGCUCUUACCAUCAGAAAGUUCUCCCUGAUGUUUAGUCAGAAUCUUCUUUCUUGUAAUUUGGCAAAGGUGUCUUAACAUAUAUUGUUAAGAGAUUUCCCUCCCUCACUUAUCUGUUAUGACCAGAAAUGCCUGGAGGUGUGCUAUUCAUGCUAUCUGUUUGGUCUAGAGCAGCAAAGGGGUGGUGAGAGAUUACCAGAUUUACAGAACUAAAUACUUUAAGCAACAAAGAUUAAAGGAUCAAAAAUAAAGUUAAACAGGACUAGAUUAACUCAUGUACUAAAUAUGUUAUGAGGCAGUGCCCCAUCAACCUGAGAGCUCUUCCGUAGUGAAAAUGAUCUGAGAAAGUUCCUAGGUGGAGGCCAUAGGCUUGUGCUUUGUUUUUUAGAAUUCUGCUAAACUCAGUACAUAACAGAUAUGUUCUCUACAUGUGACUGUAGUGAUGUCUGCACACGUGGCUCUGGGAAAUUUAGAAUAUUUCUAAUCUGGCUAGUAUAAGGAACAUGUGAUUGAAUUUCUGCCUUUCUCUGUGUCUUGAGGUGGAGAAUCUGUGGCCCUCCAGAUAUUGUUGUACCCGUCAUAAAUCCUUGAAGGAAUACCUUUCUUUAGAUAAUCCAACGUGCAGUUUACAAUCAGAGGAGAGGUCAUUCUCAUAUGCUGUGAAGGUAGCAUGGAAGUCCAAUGUCAGAGAGGACUUUCUCUGGGACUCCCUGCUGGGGGAGAUCAGAGAGUCCUCUUCCCUGGCCAUUUUCCGGUGGAAUUUGAAGACCUUUUUAUUUGCCCAUGCCUUUGAAAUAAGAUAGGUAGUCACUGUAGUCUUUAUAAUUGUCGUUUUAGUUCUAGUCCUGUCUAGAACUAAUAGGAACACUUCACUCCAAAGUCUUUGUGACAGUCAUCUCUUACUGUGGCAAAUUUCUGUACCCACAAGGCAGAAAUCCAGUACGUUUUAUUCUUCCAAGACUAGAGAUCUGUGUGAGGCUUACAUGCAGAAUUUCUGGCAGCUGCACAUCCCUGCCCCUGCGCCCCGCCCCCCAGAAAAGUGGAGCAACCCAACCAAACGGGAAACUGCGUUUUUGCCUUUUAAAUGAACCACCCAAUUAUUAAAAUGUUUCUGCGAGACCUACGUCUGAGUAGGUUUACAAAUACAGCCGAACAAACCUGCCUAUCCCAGACAAUAUAUACAGUAUACUUGGAAGGGAAUGCCGGGAAUGCAUACCGCAACCCUUGAAACUUUUCUUUUCUUGGCUUUUUUUUGGGGGGGGGGGGCUGCGUAAGGUUAAGUUGAGGGCGGCUCUAGGGUGUUGCUAUUCCGGGAGGACUUGAAAGGCGCGGGGAGAGGAAAGCCAGUAAGCGUGACUCCACUUCCCGCGUGGCUGGCUUGGGGAUGAAAUCACUGCGCGGGCCGCUCCCGCAGAAGAGGGAAAGGGCGGGGCCGAGCUUUUCGCCCGCGACGGGAAGGGGGGCUUCUCCCACGUCAGCCUCCCCUGCCUCCGUCCAAUGAGGCGCGCGCGUGCGGGGGCUGUAUACGUUUCAAUCCCAACGGCUGCCAGGAGAGGGAGGGAGAGGAGGCGUCUCCGCCUCCAAAGGGAGCUCGGGAGUCUGUUGCCACUCGAGCAGCCCUCGCCCGGCAGAAGGCGGGGAACUUCCAUGAGGCGGCUCUCGGCCGGCGUGGCUUCAGUGCUUGAAAGAGGGGUUCGCAGGCGACCAACGGACGCGGGCUGCUCCUUCUAGGCGCUGUUUAGGUGUUUAUUAUCGUUGCCUCCUCCCGUCAGGAGGCAGUUUGUAGGGAGAGAAGCCGCGCAGCUCCUCCCCAGCUCUGCCGGGUUUCUUGGGCACGCAGACGGCUUGGGUUUGUUUGGUCCGCUGGUGUGUGGCGGCGGCGGGGCGGGGAUCUUCGGGUCUUCUCGUGAAGAAGCAAAGGGAGCGAGAGGAAGUGGAGGAGAAGCCUAAGCUGGGCAUGGGCGAGGGUGACGCGGCGGCCACCACCCCGUCCUUCGAGAUGACCUGGAGCAGCACCACUAGCAGCGGCUACUGCAGCCAAGAGGACUCGGACUCCGAGCUAGAGCAGUACUUCACAGCCCGAACCUCCUUCAUCCGAAAGCCCCACAAGGAGAAGAAGGUGAGGCAACCCCCCCCCGGUCAGUCUCCAGGCGGCUCUAAUGCAAAAUGCGCGGCGCUUACAUCUCGCUGUGUGGAUGGGAUGGAAUCCCACGCGGUGUUAGAAUCUCCUUCCCAAGCUCCCAAAUCCAUAGGGGUUGGCGCGGGGAGAGGAAGGAAGGAAGGAAGGCAUAGUAUUUCCGACCAGCCCACUUCAGUCUCUGUCUCGCGCCCCCCCCCCCCCAAAAAAAAACACAUUAGGUUUUCCAUAAACCGAAAGCGGGUGGAAGGUACCUUCGGUCAAACGCGAAACCAGCUGCGGUUAAUAACAGUGAGAAUGAGUUUCUGUUUGGAACUUCCCUGGAGAGCAGGCUGGAGGGUUGGGAGGAACCGAGCAGGAGAAAUCCUUUCAUUUUUCUGUCUCCCUGAAGUUAGCUCGAAAACGGAACCAGUUAUGUCUGUUCACUGUUUAGGAGCCAAAGACAUAGUCGAGAGUACAGGACAGUUGGGGGAGGGGGGACGAUUUAGGUUGCAUGCAGUAGCAUUUGGGUAGGUAGCUGGUUUAUGGGUCCAGGGAUUGCGGUGAACAGCAGGGAGCACAAUUGUGUUAUUUGUAGGGUGGGGCUCCAAGCCUGAGCACUAACUUACUUUUGAGCAAGGAAAGGAGAAAGUGCUUAUGUAGAGUGUUGAUGUAGGCAGAGCUUCACUGAGAGGGCACUGGCUCUCUUAAAUACAGUAUGGGAUGAGAGCAACAUAAAUACACAGAGGUGUAGGUUGGCACUGCCUUUGAUGGUACUAUGCAGUUUGUCCUGCCUGGAUGAGUGUAUUAUUUCUCUCUUUUUCUGACUACUUGUAUUUUCCACCAUAUUAGCAUGUGUAUGACAAUAAAUUGAAAAGGGGUGAGUUUGGGUUUUUUGCCAUUCCAUGCUAGCAAAAUUGUUCUUCUCUUUCAUGUGGUUGCUCCAGAUAUCAUGGGGAAAGAGUCCUUUUGGGAGGAGGACUAAUAGUAAUGACAGGUGUGGGAUUAUGUCUUAAAAGGGGUCUACAUCCGGCAUCAUGGCAGUUUAACAAGCUUUGUUUGAGAAUAAUGCAUGAAUGGUCACUUGGGGACAAGAUGAGAUUACCACAUGGUGCUACAAUGCAAUGACAAGACAGCGGAAAUAACUAUCAUCCAUUUUAAUUUUACAUGGGCCAAGCCCUAGUGUGUGUAUCACUGCAAAGACCAACAUAGCCAAUUGGUCAUAAACUUUUCACUCAUGUGGGUUUAAGUAUGAUGAGCUUUGCUUGCGAUGAUGAUAUCCUUUAUGUGCUGCCACCAAAUGAAAGUAACAAAAAUGAUUCCUCUAGCUUUGGUCUAUCAGGGAGCCGCUUUUGGAGCUGCUUUCUUAUUCUCUUGAGUGUUUGGAUCAAAAUAUGUGGUGUCUCAUACAUUUUAGACUAAGCAUCCCAGCUUAAGCAAGGAAUCAUGCAAAAAACCUUGACCUUGGUACUGGCAGUGCAUGUGGGGAACUGAAAUGUAGCUUUUAUCAAAUCAAUGCCAAUAAGUUGUUUGGGACAAUAUCUGAAAUGGGAACCUGCUUGUUUCAUCUGGCAAAGAGCAUUGUCCAGAGAUCUAAAUAAGAGAGAUCCCAGAACCAGAAGAACCAGUCCUUAAUUCCUUAAAGCUAAUUCUAGUAGCCUGAUAUCUUGCUUUUUAUAAAAAAGAUACAAGCAAUUUUGUGAUGUUGAAAUGCACUUAGCCUUUAGACAAGUCUCUGAUAGGAUGAAGUGUAUACAUAUGACUGCCUAACAAAGAAGUGAGUGCUCUUGUUAAAUUUCUCAUGAAGAUGCAGACUGGCACCAUAUUAAGAGUGGCUCUCUUUGAUUAGUAUGGAGGAGGGGUGUUGCAGAAAAAGCAGUUCCUUCAGAGCAUUUUCUCUUUCUAGCCUUGCCUUCAUGCUACCAGAUGCUCCUUCCCAGUUGCCAGUAUGCCAAGAAAAAAGGCAGCCUAGUUAUUAUUGUGUAACCAGGAGCAGCUGAGCCUGCCUGAGGAUUCAAAGCAAGUGUGGGGGUGGACACCUAGGUGCAAGUUGCAUCCAAAGAGUCUGGGCUUGUUGUCUGCAGGGUGACAACUACUGAGCCUUACAUCACAGAGGGUUGUAGAGGCCAAAUAUAAAGUGUUCUUUUGUAGAUGAGUUGCUGUUUUCAUUCUGUCUUAGGUCUGAGUGGAAUUUUCUUAAUUUACUUGGACGGUGAGAAAGGAGUCAGUGAGAUCAACAGUUAAAUAAGCUCUUCUUCUUGAGGUUUUCAUGAGCAUGACCAACAGAUGAUGAAGACAAAGUAGAAGCAGUAGGCAUCUUGGGAUGCAUUGUUGAUUAGAAAAUGUUAGUCACCUCUGAUUAAGUAUGAUAAAGCAGGGUUGAAAUACAGUUAGUCUGCAUCAUGUGAAGAGAAUGGUAGGAGGGAGGAAUGGAAAGGCAUGUGGGAGUUGGCAAAUGAUCCAAGAUACUGAUCUAACAACCCCUCAGACCUGUGAUGUGAAAUUAGCAACUACAAACCCAUUAAUAUGUGUUAAGCAUGAUGUGGUUUGCAAGGUCUAAUGGGGACUGAAGGCCCUUUACCCUUCCAUAGCCUUGGUGUGAAGUUUGGUACAGUAUUGUAAAGUUCCACCAAUGAGUUUCCACUCAGGUCCAGGGGGAAUAUAUGUAUCUUUCUGACCUCCACAGGAUAGACAAGAUGAGUUUAGAAACCCUGCAGUGAGUCCCAAAAGUGCAGCUUGACAUGGGAUGAAUGCACAACUGGAAAUGUUCUUUAGCCAAGGGUUGUGACUAAUACAGAGUUAACUUUUGCUGAGAUCCAAUAACUUUAAAGAUCUCAGUAUGUAAACAAUUCAUUCUCUCUCUCGCCCCCUCUCUCCACCACCCCCCAUCCAGUGAAAGAGUAAACUAUUUUUUUCUUGUUCCCAACUGGUCUGCUGAUGGCUUAUGCUGUGUCUGUCUUCAUGUUCUCCUGGGACACCAGGGAAUGCCCAUGUUCAUUUAUAUAUGCGGGGAAGGGAGGAGAGACUACCAGGGAGUUGGACAAAUAAAAAGUGGCAUGUUGGCUGUAGCUUAUGCUAGUCUUCUAGAUAGACAUUUGGUAUGACCCAACAGACGUCUUCUUAUGCUGCUUAUUUCAGUAGGAAUUAAGCCCCAUGAUUCUUUGCUCAACACUGGUAUCAACAGGGGCAGAACCCUGGAAUUGGCAUGGGUUUUAUGUUGCUGGCACUUUUUAUGGAAAUCUGUUGAACCAUGAGGACACUAGAGAAGUGUUGAGAAUAGCGGUCAUCCUUUAGUUCUAAACCUUAAAUCCCUUGACCAACACAAGUCCCCCGCCCCCCUUUUCUUUUACUUGAGGUUUUGUCUCUUCUUCUCUCUGGCUCCCUUCCUUUCCUGUUCACAUGUGGACUGAGUCACUGAGUGCACAGGCCAUCUUCGCUGUUGGUUUUUCUUUACAUAAAAGCCACAUAUACCACAAAACAUCUCUAAGAAAAGCACAGCAAAAACAAAACAACCCUGGCCACAGCAAUGCAGCUAAGAGUCCAUAUUGGACUGGAAUCCAGCAGCUAUCCUGAGCUAAUGUUUCUAGUGUUAGUGUGUAGGGACUCAGAGGGUUCAGUCUUUGCAGGGCAUUUCGUCUUCAUGCUGUGCCCCCUGUUUCAGCAAAGAAUGGCACAACCUAGCAGUCCUGCAUCACUCACGCUUGGGGGUUUAUGUUCUGUUAAUUAACUUCUGAGGUUAUGGUUUUUUCUUUACUCAUAUGAGAGCACUCCUGAGGUCAGAACUGAUAAUGAUGAUAGCAAAGUCUGCCUUUCUUCAUUCUUCAUAAAGUAAGCUAUUCAGCUGCUUUAACAUAUGGCACAAUCAAGUCCAUGAAUUAGUGUCUUUCUAAAUCAUGUGUUUUGGAAAGGGUCUAAUCUUAAACGGAAGUAUGCAGGUGGUAGCAAAUCUUAUCUAAUGAGUCAUAAUACCAAGCAGAGUGCAGCAGGAGAACUCUCAAUACUUAUAUAUCUUUUAUAUUCAUAAAAGUUAAUAAUUAGUUCCAGAAAAAUUCUAGACAAUAGACUUCUGAGGCUUCUAGGAUUUAAAAAAAUUGCAUUGUCAGUAGGCUCACAAGUAUCGUUAAUGGCUACAGACUUGAAAUUAAUUUUAAAUUACGACUUUAAUUUCAGCAUUGCUCACCACUUACUGCAGCAAGAGCAUAUGUUUUUGAAAAUACAAUUGCAGUUAGGCUAUACAAAGGGCCCAAUUUCCUUGUGAUAGGAUCAUCCUUUUAUAUCUUUGGUGCUUUUAAAUUUUAUAAUCCUUACUUAAUUUAUUCUCACAAGAAUAUGUGGGACAGCUUCUCUGGGGAUAACAUUCCAAAGAUAAUGGUGCAAUAGCUGAGAAUACCUUCUCUUUGGUUAUCAUCUCCCUUAACUUUAGAGAGAAGAGCACCCGUAUAAUAUCCUGUGGCAAAGACUUCAGUGCAUGGGCACAUUUUAAUAUAAAGUGGUACUUAAAGUGCCCACAGGUCACAAACCAUAUAGUGCAGGGGUCAGCAAACUUUUUCAGCAGGGGGCCAGUCCACUCAGUCCACUGUCCCUCAGACCUUGUGGGGGGGGCGAACUAUUUUUUUUUGGGGGGGGGAUGAAUGAAUUUCUAUGCCCCACAAAUAACCCAGAGAUGCAUUUUAAAUAAAAGGGUACAUUCUACUCUUGUAAAAACACACUGAUUCCCAGACUGUCUGUGGGUCAGAUUUAGAAGGCGAUUGGGCCAGAUCCGGGCCCCAGGCCUUAGUUUGUCUGUUCUUGGUAUCUGUGCCUGAGCACACUAGGUCUGAGGUAACACUGCCCAUUAGACAGUGUUGGCUCAUGUUUAUAUAUAAUAUAAUGAUUGUUAAGCAACUCGGAGGUAGUUAAUUCUGGAUUGCUUCAGUUACAGUAUCCCAGCUGUGAUUUAUGGCAUUUGCACAUCAUUAGUAAGGUAAAGGGUAAAGGGACCCCUGACCAUUAGGACCAGUUGUGGCCGACUCUGGGAUUGCGGCGCUCAUCUCGCUUUAUUAGCCGAGGGAGCCGGUGUACAGCUUCCGGGUCAUGUGGCCAGCAUGACCAAGCCGCUUCUGGCGAACCAGAGCAGUGCACGAAAACACUGUUUACCUUCCCGCCAGAGCAGUACCUAUUUAUCUACUUGCACUUUGACGUGCUUUCGAACUGCUAGGUUGGCAGGGGCAGGAGACAUCAAAAAAUUGUAUACUCUAAAUUGUAUAAUAGGAUUGAGUCCUAGAGAUGGCUCUUUGUCUUGUAAACAGGAUGCCUGUGUCCCAAACCUGACUUGUUUACCUUGUGUGUGUUGGGGGGGAGCAGGAGCUGCCCUUCCCAUCCUAUCUAGAGCCAUCUUCCCCUUUGUUUGUUCCACCCUUGCAGAUUUCCUCUUGCUCUUUUCCACAGGAUACAGCAACUUCCCAUUUUGUUCCUUGGGUCAAAACUUUAUCCAUAGGAAAUGUUCCCCACCCCAAUACACCCAGCUUCCCACAAUCCAGGCUUUGCUGGAUUUGUCAGUUUGCAUGUAAGCUCCUGUAGAGUGGUGCAUGGCAGGUUUAGACAGAUUUUUUUUCCUGUAGAACUCACUGCUACUGUAAUCUUGUGCCUAGUUAACUGAUGAGCAGCAAGAAGAGGGUGGCAUUGUUUACUUCCUACGAAACAUCUACUUGUUGGAGAGGAAACUAGAUUAAAUAAUUUGCUGGCUAUUUCCCAUUCCCUGGUAAAUAUAAAAUAAAUAAAAUCCCAAUUUUAUUCCUUGGGACUUAGUGUGAAUAUAAAUGUUUUUCCUGCUGCUGUGGGAUGUAGCAGUUGGUAUAAGACAGCGGAAGAGUUGAUUGGGAGAAUGCAAGAACAUGUAGAGGGCUUAGGAUAAUUAGUAGUUCUAUUUAAUCUGUUCUAUCCUCUUGAUGCCGCCUUAUGUCAACCUAGCAGUUCUAAAGCACGCCAAAAGUGCAAGUAGAUAAAUAGGUACUGCUCCGGCAGGAAGGUAAACGGCAUUUUCGUGCGCUGCUCUGGUUCUCCAGAAGCGGCUUAGUCAUGCUGGCCACAUGACCCGGAAAAACUGUCUCCGGACAAACGCUGGCUCCCUCGGCCUAUAAAGCGAGAUGAGCGCCCCAACUCCAGAGUCGUCUGUGACUGGACUUAACUGUCAGGGGUCCUUUACCUUUUUUAUGUCAGAAAAAGCUAAUAUGGAAGUUUUCUAGGGUCUAGCAGGAUCACAGUAACAGAGGGAAUAGCAUGUUGCCCUUAAGCUGAAUAUGCUGCAAAUCUUUCUAUAUAGCUAGUAUGGCAACUCCUUGUUGAAGGGAUAUGAUAAGCAAUUUAGCUCUGAAGGAUUCAUCUAUAGCAGAGCUUUUCAAACCUUUCAUGUUGGUAGCAUAAUUUUGUGACACAGUAAUUCAGUUUUACUAGCAAGGUAAAGAUAAAGGGUACCAACCCUGGGAGGAGCAUGGAGAGCAUUUGCGUGACACAUAGUUUGGAAAGCUCUGGUCUUGGAAAACUCUGAAGAAAGUAACUCUUGACCUUGGUUCUCCAGCCAUAAAGUGGAUUGUGGGGAUGGGUUAGAAGCUUUUAAAAUGCUUGUAAAAUAUGAAUACUACGUAAAUGAGUGUGCUGACUAGGCAGAUGAUUUCAACCAUGUAAGUAGAAUAUCUCCCCAGGACUCUCUUGAAGAAGUAAUUCAUACAGAUUGUGUUGUGAGGCACACUUGUAGCAUGGCGCCGAUUCUGUUCUUGAUUCUGCUUGGGAAAGGAGGCACCCCAUCUCUCUUACUUGUUACAAUUAUUUAUAUUACACUUUUCAGGAUACAAAUCCUUCCAAAAUUAUUUACAAGUACCAUCAAUGCAUAUUAACACUCGCACACAGUAAUCAAAAUUAACAAAUACCAAGCCAUAAGGAUCCUUCCCACAGGGCACCUAGUAGUGGAUGACUCCAGCUGAAGCAGGGGCAGACUUCAUUUCACCUUUCUUACUCACUUUCCUGGUAUCCUUUCCAAAGGCAGUUGGUAGUUUGCCUUGGCAGGCAAAGAGCAGUUGAAACAGAGAAGACUACAAGCACUUCUCCUCUACUACUCUGUAAUAUACUACCUAUAAUAGCUGUGGAAGCCAUAUAAAAGGCAUGGAUAAAAACAAAACAAAGCAAAAUUAAAUUGACAGAAAAAAUUUAUAGUGCCGAUGAUUCUAGCACGUGGAAUAUCUGCCCUGUACUUUGAACACAUCUAGAUUUAAAGGGUACAUUGUUGUUUUGCAAGCCAUGCAUUGCGUGAACCAAGUGGCAAUACAUUAUUCUGUAAUUCACAGUGCUCACUAGUUUUAUAUGGCACAGAAAUGGACUUUGUUUCACCACACCUGUGAAUAUGGCUUAGUGGUAUGUGACAUUGCUUUUGGAGUAAGAAAAUUAAUGGAAAGAGCCAGCUAAAAGUGCCUGGGCUACAACUACCUGCCUACAGAGAAUGAGAUGCUUGGAGCUGAAAGUUCAUGGUUUAAAUCCAGGGGUGGGAAACCUUUUUGGCCCAGAUUCCUAUCACUCCCUACUCCCCUGGGCAGAACAACCCAUCUGUAAAUCACUUGAAGUCAUUAUAGCACCAAAUGAUUGGUAUGCAGGAGGUCCCACCCACCUGUCAAAGUCCAUCACACAUUGUUUUUAAAAUGUUAGGAUGUCAGGCAUUGGGAACUGCAGUGCAAGGGUUUUGCCAGCCCUGCGCUUGCCAGUGCCAACAUACACCUGGCAAAGCUGCUUUCUGCAGGAAUUUGCUGUGCAGUCAAGUUUCCCAUGGGAACUUAGUCACUCAAUCAAUGCAGCUGUUCUGCAGGGAUCAGCUGCAUCUCUACCUGCCCCACACUUGACAUCACAUAGGAUGUCAGAUGUGGGGCAAGUGGCCAUGGUUUGGGAAAAUGAAAUUGGGACCUCUGCCAGGCCAAAUUUGGCUCAUGGGCUAGAGGUUCCCCACCUCUGUUUUAAACAUUGGAAAUCAGAAGGAUUUUUCCAUUUCAGCUAAACGGUAAAAUAAGUUGUCUCUAGAUUGACCUGCCAGUAGGCAGGCAAGUUGUAAUGUCUUGAGCUAUCGCACAGCCAGGUUUUCUAGGCCAAGUACCAUUCUUCUGCAAGUAUUAACUGUACAACUCUAAAUUGUAAUGCUGAAUUUGGCACAUAUUCACAUAAGGUGUGCCCAAAAAAUGCCAGUCUAUUUUCCUUUGCAAACAAUCUCUCAAGCCACUUAAAUUUCAAGUAAAGGUAAAGGGACCCCUGACCAUUAGGUCCAGUCGUGACCGACUCUGGGGUUGCGGCGCUCAUCUCGCUUUAUUGGCUGAGGGAGCCGGCAUACAGCUUCCGGGUCAUGUGGCUAGCAUGACUAAGCCGCUUCUGGUGAACCAGAGCAGCGCAUGGAAACACUGUUUACCUUCCCACCAGAGCGGUACCUAUUUAUCUACUUGCACUUUGAUGUGCUUUCGAACUGCUAGGUUGGCAGGAGCAGGGACCGAGCAACGUUGCGGGGAUUUGAACCACUGACCUUCUGAUCGGCAAGUCCUAGGCUCUGUGGUUUAACCCACAGCGCCACCCGCGUCCCUCAAGCCGCUUAAAUUUCAAAGGGAGAACUAAUUCCUGGGAGUUACUCCUGUGGCUUAAGUAUUAUCAAGCUAUUGCAAAAUAGAGCCACAAGGUUGCUAACGGGCCAUGUGAAGGGCAUGCUGUUGCUUAAAGACCAGCACUGGCUCAUGGUUAAUUUCUGUACAUGAUUCAAAGAGAUGGUGCUUUUCUUCCAAAACUCCACACAACUUGGGCACAGGUUGCCAACACUAUAUGACCCCACCAACCUGUCUGUGUGCUGUGAUCUAUCUUGGACACCUUCCUUAGGGUCACACCACCAAAUGAGGUAAGACUAGUAGUAAUGAGAGCCUCUUACCUGGUGCCUUAACUUAAUUAUUUUUGAAGCACCAGGCUUUUCUCAGGCUGUUAAGAUAUGAUGAAAUCUUAGAACUGCUUUUGAUAAUUUUAUCUUCAUGCUUCCUUUUCUUGUUAUUGUGAUUGAUGUUUGUGUUCAUUUUCUAAUUCACAGUAUUUUUAUGAAUAUACAUCUUUAUCAAUAAAAGAUGUCCUGGUUUAUUUUUUUAGAAGUAGUAUAUAAGGUCAUAUAACAAACAUUGUCAGUGACUCACAAAUGCAUUAUUAUUGCUUGGCUCCCAUGUCUCCAGCUAAAAUGAUUUGUAUUAUAUUUAUACUGUGUAGAGGAUUGCAUAUUGCUUUAUUCAUAGGUCUCCUCUGUGAAGGAGACCCUGGGAGAAUAGGAGCUGAUCUCUCCCAUUUCCUUUUGCUCAUGUGGUUACUCAUGCAGUGGGAAAGGAAGUGGUUCCCAGUAAUCCCUGGAGAUUUCUGAUUGGUUUUUGGUGAGCUCAUUUGGAAUUCCCUACAGUCUCCCUCCCCCCACCAAAAAGAGUGAUGUCAACAGGAAAAGAGGCUGAUGCAACCAUGAGCAAUUCACUUCUUCUGAAAAUCUGAAAGAGAAACUGGUUGUGGGUGUGUAUGUAGAAGGGUGCUCAUUUUGUGCAUGUAAUUCUAGAGGUACUGUAGAAGGAAGUUUCUCUUCUGUAGAGGAGCUACAAUGUACAUAUUAAAGCAAACUUUUUAUUGCACAGAUUCCUGGCUUUCAGCGGGUUGAGGGCUAUACUGCAUUAAGUUACUAAUGUCGGGAGUUAAUGUCUUUUAAGAAGCUGGCUCUGUUGAUCCUUUUUGUUCUGAGCGCCCCAUUACCUUUUAAUCUCAGUCGGAUUCCUGUUUCAUGUAUUAGCAACGUAAACCAUAGUGAGUUUACUUUACGUGGAAACCAUUUGGAAUUACCACCAUGGUGCAUAAUGCCAAAGUACCUAUUUGAGGUAGAGCUAGAUCCUUGAGGUGAAACUGUAUCUCAAUGUAAUUCUCCAUAAUUCAAUUUGAAGUAAAUGUUUGGAAAAGUGUUGCUUCCGUUUCUGCAUGUUUGAGAGUAGAUGUUUGGCUCUAAAUAGAGAACCCUGGUCUCUGCAUUAGUAAAGCAAGUACUUCACAAGAAGGGUGGUUGCCUUUUUGGUGUACUGAAGCAGAUUUUUUGUAUGGUGGCUUCUCUUCAUGACAGAGCACCCUCUGUGUGUCCUACCAAAAAUCAAAAAUUAUUUUUGCAACACUAUGAAAGCCAGCAGAUACGGCAUUCUGUUAUUCGAAGGAGGGGGGGUUCAUUGUCUGUAAGAAUACUUCUUUCAUGCCUUCAUUUCAGUGCAGGUGGGGACCCAGUGGGUACAAAGAAAGGCCCUUGCAGGCACGUGUGCCACACUAGUAACCCUUAUUGUUCUGAAUACCUAUUCUUGCAGCUUCUGGGAAUUCAGAGUGUGGUUAGAUGCUGCAGUUUGCAGGUACAGCAUAAGUCUACUUUGUAGCCUUUUUAAUGGUAAGAGAAUUCUGAUCCUUGGGUGUUGCAUAUUAAUCAUGGGGCCAAUGUACAGUCAUGUUUCUGGGGUGGUGUAACACCAAGCAGGCAUGAUGUGAUUAUCAGCCUCUUCUCACACCCACAUAUGAUUUGUUUGCAAGGAUUUUGUAAUCUACCAUUCAAAGCUGAGAAUGGAAAUCAGGAAGUUUUUGUUUCUUGGUAUAAUGAGUUCAUUCAACCCCAAAGCAAGGAGUGGUGAGGACUGGCAUGUAGAAAGCUUCACCUGAAACCUGUAGUUUCUCUUGACACCACCUCCAUAAUUUAUACAAGGUCUGAUCCACUGCACUACUUGUAUCUAAACAAAUGUUGGUUUAACAUCCCAUGAAGGGAAAUGAACUAUAUUUGUGGGAUUGCAUUGAAAACUAAUUCCAGAUUACCUGCUCUUCUGCAGGAUGAACAGAUCGAAUGGGACAAGCCAGUUCUGUCCCAAACUGAGAUUGAGCAAAGGAUAAAAGAAUACAACAGUCAGAUCAACAGCAACCUCUUCAUGAGCUUGGUAAGUUUCAGGAGAGAUAUAAUUCUUCGCCCUUGUAUAACUUAGUAAGGUUAAAAGGUAAAGGAAGAAGAAGAGAAGAAGAGUUUUGAUUUGAUAUCCCGCUUUAUCACUACCCUAAGAAGUCAAAGCGGCUAACAUUCUCCUUUCCCUUCCUCCCCCACAACAAACACUCUGUGAGGUGAGUGGGGCUGAGAGACUUCAGAGAAGUGUGACGAGCCCAAGGUCACCCAGCAGCUGCAUGUGGAGGAGCGGGGAAUCGAACCUGGUUCACCAGAUUACGAGUCCACUGCUCUUAACCACUACACCACACUGGCUCUCCUAAAGGACCGUUGGAUGGUUAUGUCCAGUCAAAUUUGACUAUGGGGUGCAGUGCUCAUCUCCACUUUCAGGCCGAGGGAGCUGGCAUUUGUCUGCAGACAGUUUUUUCAAGUCAUGUGGCCAGCAUGACUAAACCACUUCUGCCACAACGGGACACAGUGACGGAAGCCAGAGUGCAUGGAAACAUCAUUUACCUUCCAGCCGCAGCGGUACCAAUUUUUUACUUGUGCUGGUAUACGUUUGAACUGCUAGGUUGGCAGUUUUACCUGUAUAACUUGGUAGCUGAGCUUCAGAGGCCUAUGUCUGCAUUUGCUGUCUCAUCAUUGUAAUCCUUAAAAUGAAAACUACUGUAUAGCAAUCAUUGCAAGCAUAUUCCAUCCCUGUUUUGAUGGCAUCCUGUAUUUGUAGAAAACCCCUGUUCAUUCCAAGAUUUGUGAGAAUUAACUUUAGCUUCUUUGCCCCUCAGAGACACUGACUUGUAGCCUGUUUUUAUUCUUACUAACUUUUAUAACCAUGUGACCCUCAUGCAAUGCUUACUGUACUUCUGCUCCUACAGAACAAAGAUGGUUCCUACACUGGUUUCAUAAAGGUGCAAUUAAAGCUGAUACGGCCUGUCUCAGUACCUGCCAAUAAGAAGGCACCCUCUAUCCAGGACACCAGGAAGUGCUCCUCACGCAGCCAGGCAGUAAAGCGGCGCACCUCAUUCUACCUACCCAAGGACACAAUCAAGCACCUGCAUUUAAUUUCUUGUACACGUGCCAGUGAGGUCAUUGAAGCUCUGCUGAAGAAAUUCAUGGUAGUUGACAAUCCCCGCAAGUUUGCCCUCUUUGAAAGAACAGAAAAGGAUGACCAAGGUACCUGAUCUCCCCCUUCCCAGUUUUUUGAGAAGCCAACAUGUAACAUAUUGCAGACUUCUAAACAGCAGCUUGCCUAGUAACCUUCAGCAAAUAAAAAUUGGUUCCAGUUGGCCAGGAAAGGAAGGUUUUAUCAGAUGGGAAGAAGUUCAUUUCUUUGCUUAGGUUGUUAGAGUGCAGUGAACAACUAACAUAAGUGUUAAUGAGCAAAGAGGCUAGUAAAAUUGUGUGGGCCCUUAAUUUUUGCACUUAGUUGUGAAGCUGAUUUAUUAGUACAUUGUCUGAAGCCAAGUGAUGUAAUCUUAGCAAUUAGUCCUAGAAUAAAAAGAGGUUGAGAGAAAGUAGUCCGUAAAUCAUACAGAGCAAGUUUGUUCACUUUCUACUGAAGAUUCUAAAUAUAGUUCUGACUUCAUUUUUGAAGUUUCUGCUGAUGUAGCAGAGAAGCUUUAUAUAAGACUGUAUUCUCAUUAUUGUUAAUUAUAGGUCUGUAUUAAAGUGUGUCUCAUCAUUUUAUGUUGCUGCUGACUGAGGCAGGCUGGAAGGAAGAAAAGCUGAAUCUUCCUUACAUCCUCUUUUCCUGACCUGUUCCCUGCAGCACUGCUUACUUAAAAGAACUGGAAAUGGAAAACUAGUGGAUUAACAGCACCCUCUGCUGGCAAAAAAUAGACUGCUUAAAGUAAACAAGGGUCAGUCUGAUUUGUCCAGGUGACUGUUAUACAGAGUCAGGGUGAUUGAGUUCUUCAUUUAAUUCCACUUCUAAUGUUCUUGUCAGUAUAUCUCCGCAAGCUUUCUGAUGAGGAGCAGCCCCUGCGUCUCCGGCUACUAGCUGGCCCUAGUGAAAAAGCACUGAGCUUUGUCCUGAAGGAAAAUGAAACUGGAGAAGUCAAUGUGAGUAUUUGUGUUUAUGGUUUGUCUGAGGUUCCAUGUCAAGUUAUGUGGAACUGACAAAGCCUAUAAUAUUUGCUUAUCAAGUUUACUUUUAUCUUUAUCUCAGUAGAUAAAAGAAGGGCACUCAUGCUCUAGUUCCAGUUGCGUGGUUGGCUUUAACUAGUGAUGCAGGGUAGAAACUUCUUCCCCACAAUUAUUUUUCUUGCAGAAAACAUUACAUUUCUAAAAAUAUAUUAUUUAACAUAAUCAGUGAAUACAAAUUUGUACUCUGUCAGGAAGUUGUACCUUGAACAUACAUGGUGCACAGCUCUGUGGGUUUGCAAAAAUUAGUAACAGCUGCCAGUGCUACGUUAUUUUUCUUUUUUAAAAAAUUGGGGUGUGUGAGGAUGCACUAUGUGCUAUUUGUCAUCUCUUAAAAUAUUUACAUGCGUUCCAGUAAAAAAAAGCCCUUUUGAGUAAAGCUUUGGUUCAAACAUAGCAUUUAAACUGAAUUAAAUUAUUCUAGCCUUUUCCCCAAUCAAAUAGUUGAGUUUUAUGGUUGGAAAAACUUGAAGUCAAACAUGCUGAACUGGAUGCCAAUUAAUGCUGGGGAUCAUAACAUCUUUUGAUUUAAUGUAUUUCAGAAAAAAACUACUGCUAAUUUAUAACUAUGAACAAAAGCAGCAGCAUACAGGCCAUCUGUUCUUGUUUCAUGUUGACACAUGAUACAUUCUAAUAGAUGGGAGCUUGAGGGGUUUUUAAGUUAAGGGCUGAACCUUCAGCAAAAAAAGAAUAUUCUCUAGAGCAUGAUUUAAAAAUUCAAACAUUGUGGCUUGAUGACACUUUAUUGCCCCAUUGAAAAUGACCCAAGGACUUAAUUGUAGAACAAGACUGACUAUAGAGCAGAGCUCUUAAAGGUGAUGUUCAUGGUAGAAAAAAUCUCACAUAAUGGAAUUAAUGUGGUAGAACAUAGUUCUUGGUCUACUCAUAGACGCUGUUGAUUAAUUAAUUCCCUGGGUCAAGAGUGUAUAACAUGGGAGAAUGAAUUACAAAAGGAUCUGUUCUACACUGUUCAUAGGGAUGUCUUAGCAUUUGCAAUAACAAAUGCUCACCUUAGGUUAAAAUCUUUCCUGAAAUUUUGAAAAUGCUAGUUAUCUGUGCAGUCCUGUUUCAGUAUUGUUCUUGAAUCUUGAAGCAUUGUGAAAUCCAGAUAUACCACCCUUAUACACACUCUGGCUAUUUUUCUGCCUUGUUCUACAUGCAUACAUCAUUGACCCCUUGCACCUCUUGCCACAAGUCCAGGUUCCCUCCUUGCCAGUAAAGCUGUGCUUCUACCUGGAGUACCACUGAGCUCAUGACUGUAAUACUAAUACAACUUGCUUUUUCACAUUUUUCUGCAGUGGGAUGCCUUUAGUAUGCCUGAGCUACAGAACUUCCUGCGUAUCUUGCAGCGUGAAGAGGAAGAGCAUAUUCGACAGAUCCUGCAGAAAUAUUCCCAUUGCCGCCAAAAGAUGCAAGAGGCUCUGGCCACCCGCACACCAGGUUGACGAGGUGCUCCAUCCCAGACCCAGCACUCCAGUAAAUAUAAGAUGCCAGAUGCAGAGAAGUGGUGAAGCCAAGAAGACUACGAGUGAAGCGAUCCUGCGAUUGUGUGGGUUGAAUGUAUCUCUGGAGGGGCGUAGGGUGGGAAAGGGACAACAGGGGUUUGUGAGCCCGUGACUGGUGCAUGUGUGUGUGCUCUCCAUGGAGUGAGUGGUUAAUAGAGAUGUUGCAUGCAUGAUGCAAUGGGAUCAGUUGGGGAAGUAAGGAAGUGCCUGUGGGAUGUGUUUGAAGAUGAGAAUUUGAGUAGCCUUGCUACAGCAGCUACUUUCAAAGUGCCAGGAUGCUAAUGCCACUUUUAUACCUACAGUGUGUCCAAAUGAGGUUUAUGUGGGCUUGGUGUAAAGAUCACUUGAGAUUUAACAUAAGCAAAAUAAAUCAAAGUGGCCUCAAAUUCUGAUGUAUUCCCAAGAAGGGAGGGUGGCCUUAGCAAGCACCUUCCUUCACAAUACCAUUUUUUUAUUUCUAUCAGAAUCAAACUUUGAAGGCCCAUGGGUUGAUCUGAUAUGUUCAAUCAUGUCUUUAUUUGUCGAGAUUGAUACUGAUUCAUAUAACAGUAAGACUGCUAGCAGAAUGGAACUACCUGCCUAUAUAGACUUUGCUCAGACUAUGGUCAUACAAAACAAUGACGAAAAUGUCUGUUGACUCCCAUCUCAGAUGGAUCUGAAUGGGAUUCAAGAGUAAUUGAACCAGAAUAAAAAAAUGCCAAAGGAAACUCUGAUUAGCAGAACCCAAAGAAAAGGUAGAGUUCCUGAUUAUUUUUCUGAUACAUAGGAAAGGACAUGCAGACCAAAAUGCACCAUAAUUGCAAUACAAAUAGUAUCUAGAAAUGAUAUUUGGACUAUGGUUGAUUCCGCAGAAAAAAGGACUAUAAAAACAAUAUAAUAUAGAAUAGUAUGGUAAGAGCAGUGAUCAAGGACCCCCAAAUAACCCAUGGAAGAAGGAACAGAGAGACACUUUUUAUUGCCCAGACAGAAUUUAUUAGUCUCUAGUUAUUAAAAAUCUGAAAACCAGGGAUGUAACAUCAUCAGGAUUCAGGUUUCUCUUCUGCUGAAGGCAACCAUAGCUUUGGCCCACCCUCCUUUAUAUGUUGCAAUCUCUCAUAGACAUGCAUGAGAGGCAUAGGUGUAUGUCUUGAAAGGCAACCUUGACUUGGGCACGACCUGGCAGGAAAUAAAACCUUCUCUGUGUAGUAGUAGAAUUUCAUUGGUGGAGGGGGUAUUUGUACUGCAAUAAGUGUUUUGUUCUUUUUAAAGUCCGAAACACUCUGAAACACUCUCCAGACCAGGUAUCCAAAGGAAAAUGGACCUCCUAGUCUUGGCUGACCCUUCUGGAGAGUAGUUUUUCAAAUCAGGACUGUCUUGUUAUCUGUCUUGAGAAUCCAAUGGAUUAAAAACCUUGGGGGCUCAAGUUAUGAAUGACGCUGCUUGUAUACAAUUCAAUAAAAGAUUCAGGGGUGAGAAGUGCGUG